Molecule: messenger RNA, 2143 nt
Organism: Schizosaccharomyces japonicus yFS275
Lineage: Eukaryota; Fungi; Ascomycota; Schizosaccharomycetes; Schizosaccharomycetales; Schizosaccharomycetaceae
Product: cation diffusion family zinc membrane transporter Zrg17
Exons: 1
Coding region: 391-1572 (393 amino acids)
Biological process (GO): inorganic ion homeostasis; zinc ion import into Golgi lumen; zinc ion import into organelle
Cellular component (GO): membrane; Golgi membrane
Molecular function (GO): zinc ion transmembrane transporter activity
Source: RefSeq, a predicted model, not a curated record
CUGAAUUGCUUACGAUAAAAGUUAGGAUGAUUUCUUCGUUCGUAAACUUAAUGAUAAUACGUUAACGACUUCAUCUUCAAGAAAAUUAUAACCAAACCCUACAGUAAUUAUACUUCAUACUCGUACUUCUUUGUCUCUGUUCUACCUAACGCACUCAUUAACUCGUGCUUUGUCAGUGCACUUCACCUUUUUUAUAACGAAACAAUUCCCCAUAAUUCAACAAAAACACGCACAAAAAUAUAAAAACUUACAAUGUAAUUGCUACUAGCGUUUUUCCGCGUUCAGAAAUUACAUUUAUCAUACAGAUUUCAUAUUGAGCUUCUUGUUCCACAAAGACCACACUGUGACCUACCUAUUACAGAGCCAAAUCGCUCCAUCCACAAGGCAGCCAUGGAAUUCAUUAUACAGGAUGAGGAUGGAAAUCGAUUAUCACCAGAAACAGUCCGUGCGCCUACACCACAACGUCUAAAAUCAUCUAUUACGGAACCCAGUCAGAUGAACAGUUUUUUGAGUGCUAAAAGUCAUACAAGUCAGCGGAGGGGCCAUCAUCAUAAGCAUUCUCUCUCACAUCAGUUUUUCCUUCCUCCCAAGAACAGACAGCCUCUAGAGCUUCCUACAGCCUAUCCAAUUCCAACAUGGAAAGAGUUGUGGCUUUCAAUGGGUGUGCAAAACCAAAUCAAAGCAGGUUCAUCCCUUUUAUUUUUUGCAUUGGCCUUAGGUGUAUUCAUGUCAGGUGAAGCAACUGUGUUAUUGGCCUUAUCAUUUUCUUUGAUGUUUGAAGGUGUCCUUGUGCUUACAAAAUCCGUGCGAAAGUCUAUGGAUUCAUUCGUUGUAUGGCGAGGAACCUGUCUCCGGUACCCUUUCGGCUUACAACAACUUGAGCUUCUGCUCGACUUUUCAUUAUCUGUAAUUCUUUUAUUUUUGGGCCUUAAUCUUCUUAAGGAACCCGCAGAACAUGCUAUUGAAGAAUGGGGAAACAUGGACCCCGGGGCUGAUGAGAAACCACACAUUCAUUUAACUCUUUCUCUCAUACUUUCCGUAAUCGUUUCGGGACUCUCCAUGCUGGGGAAACAACCUCGGUCUCAUGUUCGCAUGCUAAACCACCGCUUUUUCCAUGGACUCACUUUCGUGCCUGCUGUGAUCCUCAUGGUCCUCCUCCUCCUUGGUAUUCCAGUGGGCUCUGUUGCUAGUCACAUCUUUGCUCUUUCCAUUGCUGUCACUGCGGUUGUCGUCGGUUUCUCCAUUGCAAAACGUCUGGGCAUAAUGCUCCUGCAGACUUACCCAAGCUCGGAGAGCCUUACGGAAUGCAUUGAGUUGAUUCGGAAAGAUGCUCGUAUUUCAAACGUUGAUUCAGUUUCUAUAUGGCAGCCUCAUUACAACACCUGCAUCGCAAAUUUCUCUCUUUCCUUAUCCAUGGGUGAGCGAGGACAAGCCACAAUUCGCAGUGAUGUGACUCGUAUCGUUCAACAGACGCUAGGCACCUUUUACGGAGCUGGUUUACAGCCUAAAUGGGAGGUCACCGUACAGAUCAAGAACAUUUCACCUAGCGACCGGUUGUACCUUGGUGCAUAGCUUUUGUGGUAUGUUACUUGAUUGAACAUAACUUGUGUGUUCCGCUGGUCACGCGUGAUGACUUUAUUAUUUAUCUAAAUGUAUUCUUCACAAGCAAUAUAACACAUGCAUACCGAUAACUUCUACAGCAUCUCUAUAACUUAAACUUAGCCUGUCCACGUUUUCCUCUAUCUUACGGCGAUCCAAACUUUAGUGAACAGAUGUGUCUAUAAGAAAAAGAAAAAAGUCUAUCUAUAUCUAUACAAAAAAAGAGUGAACAUUUGAGAUCUAAAUUGAUGAAUAAAACAUUUAUCAAUUGAGUCUGUAAGACACCCCGUUAAUCGUUCUAUUUCUUAAACUCGGCACCCAUAGUAGUAGUACACACGUUAUCCUUGUAAUAGCCUGCUAAGCACGCUCCAGGGCAAGUGUCCAACGGCACGGGUGGCUUCAAAUAGAAAAACGGGCGUUAUAACAUUCUCAUUCAUAAAUAUAUUAUUAACAUCAACAAUGAAAAGCAGAUAAACAAACUAUGCAUUGUCGUUCCAUUGGGAAAGCACAUUCCAAUCAUCGACAAAGCCGGAGUUGGAAGGCA